Molecule: messenger RNA, 589 nt
Organism: Rhagoletis pomonella (apple maggot)
Lineage: Eukaryota; Metazoa; Arthropoda; Insecta; Diptera; Tephritidae
Product: syntaxin-5-like
Exons: 3
Coding region: 261-587 (108 amino acids)
Biological process (GO): vesicle-mediated transport
Cellular component (GO): membrane
Source: RefSeq, a predicted model, not a curated record
GCUGGCUGCCCACUGGCAUUUGUUCAACUACUUAAAAAUUCACUUUGUCAACAAACCUUCACACACAUCAAGCGGCUCAUCUGGAUGAAAUGAAAAGGCUGUUAGAUGUAAUGCAGGAACGUGCUCCCGAUGUUGAACAUCAGUUCAAAGAAAAGUCAAAUGAGUUGGAAAUGGCGCAGCUUAUCAUACGCCAGUUGUCGGAUAAGGCCAAUGUAAACCAAGGCGGCAAUCGUAUAGAAACCUUGACGUAGACGCAAUUUAUGUACGAGGAACAGAUUAGAGACUUACAAUCUAUGGUGCAGGAAUUUAUGAUGGUCACAAAAUAUAUUGGCAAAAACAUAGCAAGUGCAUAUGCCAAGUUGGAAAAAUUGACAAUGCUGGCCAAAAAGAAGAGUCUUUUUGAUGAUCGACCGCAAGAGAUUCAAGAAUUGACUUACAUCAUGGUGUAUGCGUUACAAUCUAAAUUAGCCAGCAUGGGCACCGACUUCAAACAGUUGUAUACUGUCGUACUGUUGUAUUUCAGAAACUUUAAACGGCUAAAGCUAUAUAUAAGGAAUUCGCAAGCUAACAUAAAAGUUUUAUUAUGAAA